Molecule: messenger RNA, 1434 nt
Organism: Lottia gigantea (owl limpet)
Lineage: Eukaryota; Metazoa; Mollusca; Gastropoda; Lottiidae
Exons: 1
Coding region: 1-1434 (477 amino acids)
Biological process (GO): regulation of DNA-templated transcription
Molecular function (GO): RNA polymerase II cis-regulatory region sequence-specific DNA binding; DNA-binding transcription factor activity, RNA polymerase II-specific
Source: RefSeq, a predicted model, not a curated record
AUGUAUGUUGCAUUUUUUUUUCGAAGAAAGAAAAAUUUAGAGCGGCAUUGUGCUAACCAUGACCAUGAAAGACCAAAUCCGGCUGGAUGUGGUGUAUGUGGUAAACUUUACAAAAUAAAAACUUUAAGACAUCACAUCCAAUCACAUUAUCAUAAGAAACGUUUUAACUGUGAGGUUUGUGAUAGAUCAUUCAAUGAAAAACAUGUUUUAGAAUUCCACACCAGGAUGCAUACAGGAUCUAAACCGUAUGAAUGUCACAUAUGUCAUAAACGAUUUUCUUCUAAACCUAUACUUCACAUGCGACUGCAUAGUGGAGAGAAACCCUAUGAAUGCGAUAUACGUGGUAAACGCUUCAAUAUCGUUAAAAAUAUGCGUCGACAUUUAAUAAUACAUACAGGACUAAAACCAUAUCAAUGUGAAGUGUGUGAAAAAUCGUUCAACGACCCAGGAGCAUUAAAAACUCAUAAAAGAAUUCAUACAGGAGAGACACCAUACGCCUGUGACGUGUGUGAUAAAAUGUUUAGAACAAGUUGUGAUCUGACAAGACACAGGCAUAUUCAUUCCGGAUAUAAACCAUUCAAAUGUCAUGUUUGUGGUAAAUGUUUCCAGCAGAGAUAUAAUUUACGAAGUCAUUUAGAAAUUCAUACUGGUUAUAUCAAAGACUUUAAAUGUGACGUAUGUUGUAAAUCAUUUAGAACGAAGGGUACUCUGAAAAUUCAUAUGAAAACACAUACUGGAGAAAAACCAUUUAAAUGUCCUAAGUGUCCAAAGCGAUUUAGUACUACUUCCUCUUUAAGUCUUCAUGAUAUAGUUCAUACUCAAGAGAAACCAUUCAGUUGUAAUGAAUGUGGUAGAGCGUUUAGUUUACGGAGUAACAUGACACGUCAUAUAAGAACACAUACAGGAGAAACACCUUAUAAAUGUUUGAUUUGCAACAAGCAAUUUACAAAUCCAAAUGGUGUUCUUUAUCAUGAACAAAUGCAUAAAGGAGAAAAACCCUAUAAGUGUCAUGUUUGUGAUAAGUCAUUCCAAUCCAAUAGUCAAGUACGACAACAUUUGCACAGAAACCAUUAUGACGAGAAGCGUUUUAAAUGCAGCGUUUGUGAAAAAUCUUUCAAAUCAAAUACCGAACUUAAAGCACAUUCAAAAACUCAUAGUCAUGUAAAAGAUUAUAAAUGUGAAGUCUGUUAUAAAUCGUUUAAACACAGGAGCAGUAUACUCCUGCAUAUGAAGUCGCAUGUUGGUGAUAAACAGUACAAAUGUGAUGUUUGUUAUAGGCAAUUUACAUCUUCUAGAGAAAGAAAUGUUCACAUGGGAUGCCAUACCGGAGAUAAGUCUGAAUGCAAUAUAUGUGAGAAACAAUUUUCUUCAAAAUCUGGCUUAUCGCGUCAUAUGAAACAUGUUCAUGACAAAUGCGACUCAAAAAAUUGUUGA